Chenopodium quinoa (quinoa) is the source of this 489-nucleotide messenger RNA. RefSeq names its product protein FAR1-RELATED SEQUENCE 5-like. Bases 1 to 489 code for a protein of 162 amino acids. Lineage: Eukaryota; Viridiplantae; Streptophyta; Magnoliopsida; Caryophyllales; Amaranthaceae. Gene Ontology annotation, biological process: regulation of DNA-templated transcription. The record is from RefSeq and is a predicted model, not a curated record. The transcript is spliced from 2 exons.
AUGAGUAUGGUUGAAGGUGGAGACAUGCAGAAUGUAUUGGAUACCCUUCAAGAGAGAGCAGAUAAUGAUCCUUCAUUCUUUUAUAGACUGAAAUUUGGAGAAGAAAACAAUGUGGUGAGCUAUUUUUGGCGUGAUUCUCAAAUGCUUGAAGAUUUCAAAGCCUAUGGUGAUGUUUUAAUCUUCGAUACAACAUACAGAACAAACAAAUAUGGGUUGAUAUGUGCACCAUUUGUUGGUAUAAACUGUCACUGGAGAACAACAAUGUUUGGAUGUGCAUUCAUAAGUGACGAAAAGACUGACACAUUUGUUUGGCUUCUUAAAAUUUUCAAAAAGUCGAUGUGUGGAAUCGAACCAAAAUCAAUCUUCACUGAUCAGGAUCUUGCAAUGAGUAACGCCAUACCAGAGGUUUAUCCAAACUCAAGACAUAUGUCUAUGGCAUUUGCAAAAGAAUUUUGUGUCACACUUUGGAACUCUAAAAACCCAUCCUGA